AUGACAACAAUAACUAAUUAUGUCAAGGGUAACUUCUUAAUUACUGAAUAACAAGAAUAGAAAUAGUUAUGCAUAUUUGAGAGUGAGUACUAUAACGAAAGCGUAUGCUCAUAACUAUUUAGUCAUUCCUUAUAAUUAAAUUUGGAAGCAAAAGAAAGAAAUCUGAUUCUUAUAGAUUUUGGAUUGCAAUGGAUGAGCGAAUUCGAAAAGCUAGACAAAUAAAUUAAUUUAGAUUCAGGAAAGGCUGUAUAAAUAGGAGAAAAUAAAUAUGGUUUAUUUUUCUUUGACUCUUUAUGCACAUAAAAAAAUGAUUUUGCCUUUAGUCUUAAAGAGGAAUCUUUAAAGAAGGUUAUUGAAUGCCUUGGAUAAAUAAAAAAGCAUUUAAAUGGUAAACCAACAAUUUUGUUUAUGAGAGGACUUGAAGUUUUAGAAAUGUAUUACUAAAAGGAAGACAUUUCUCUUUUUGUAGCAGAAUUAUAAUAGACAAAUGACUUGAUAAAGUAAGUAAAUUUGAUUGUCCGUAAAAGUUUGAUAUCAAAUAAAUUAGAAGAAGCUUUGACUUCUUUAGCUACUUGCAAGAUAUUCUUUGAUUAUCCCUACGAAUAAAUUAAAAAUGAAGUCCAUACUUAAUUUUUUAUGUUAAAGCUAACUUUAAGAAAGUUUAAUGGAUACUCUUUUAUUCAGAGAUAUAAAUUCAACUUAACAGAAAUGAAAAAAAAUAAGCUAGAUAUCAAAAAGUUUGAUCCUAAGGUAGAAGAGGAUGUUCCUGGUCCAAGCGAAUAGGAUAUCUAAAAAAUGUUUUAGGCUUCAUUCAAUCUUUCUAUUUCAGAAUCAUAAAAGAAGGCCAGAUAAUAGUUAGAGGAAGCUAUUAUGCCUCAUUUACAAUAAAAAAAAUUAGAAAAAUGGGAUAAUUGUGCAGAGAAAGUUAAAAAUAAAAUGGAUGAUUUAAUUGAACUAGAAGGAUCAGAUGUAGAUUAGGAGUAAGAAGAAGACGAUGACUUUGAUGUUUGA
Messenger RNA from Tetrahymena thermophila SB210, 1011 nucleotides. RefSeq lists its product as hypothetical. The transcript is spliced from 6 exons. The record is from RefSeq and is a predicted model, not a curated record. NCBI's taxonomy places the organism in Eukaryota, Ciliophora, Oligohymenophorea, Hymenostomatida, Tetrahymenidae.